AUGGCAGGGCAGUGUACGUGGCUCGCUAUCCCUGGCUCAGACUGCGGAGGAAGGACAGGGAAGCAGCCCAUUCGGUUUAGGGCCGGACCGGCUGUAAUAUUUGAGGCCCUGGGCAUGCCCUUACUCUGCCUGUUGUCUCUGGGAUCCAGUGUGGAAUCUAGCUUGGGAUCGGAUUGCGACAGCAGCCACCACGCACGGUCAACGCAAAAACACUACCGGCGAAAUAAAAGAAACUUCUUACGGUUGUGGAGCUCAGGGUGUCCAGAAACCCAAUCACUAAGGCCAACUCCGGGGGAGGCCCAGGAAUGGGCUGAAUCUCUGGAAAAACUGUUGCUCCAUCCGUAUGGUCAGCGUGCUUUUCGUGCUUUCCUGGAAUCAGAAUUCAGUGAAGAGAACCUGGACUUCUGGAUGGCGUGCGAAGACUACCGGAAGCUCCGAAGCUGCGACAAGCUUCAGGACAACGCCAGGAAAAUCUACGACCAAUACGUCACCAUCCAGGCCCCCAAAGAGAUCAACCUGGAUUCCCAGACCAGAGAUGUCACCAACCGGAACAUUUUGCUCCCCACCCGCAGUUGCUUUGAACAGGCGCAGAGGCGUAUCUUUGGCCUGAUGGAGAAGGACUCGUACCCCAGAUUCCUCCGUUCCCCACUUUAUCAAGCGCUAGUUCAGCCAAACGGAGCCAUGUAAAAACCCCACCAGCCUUGGAAAGAAGACAGCUGCGAAGGGUCCCUUUCUCAGGCUGCCGUUGGGCCCUUUGGAUUAUGUGCAAGAGAGACAGACUGUGACCCGGUUCUCUGAGGCUCAUGCCCAACACUGGGCCGAUGAGCGACCGAAAUAUCUCAAAAGUGAAUGUCGCAUGAGGAAAGUUUGGAGGGGGCAGACAAGUCUUGUGCAUUGAUGUUAAAAAACCAGAAUGAUAGAAUCACAGAGAGUGCAGUGGACAUUUGGGGCAUCCGUGAUCACACAUUACAAACAUGGAAUACAGUGUCAUGCACAUAGUUUAGCAUUCCGGGAUGCUUCCCUGCUGAGAGAAGAAAGGCGCUGCAGAAGAAAAGAAGUGAAAUCUUGUCGAGUCUCCCAACAGGGAAGGAGCUCAGCCCCUCGUCCUCCCUGAGCCCUUGGCACUGCAGUAUCGGGGACUGUGCAGCUGGAACCGUAAAUGGCGUGGAACUCACCUUAAGGAACCACCUGGGAGUGUUUGUGCUCAGGCCGUGGCACCCUCUUGAGGGGUGAAAGGGCACCUGUAACAUCAGACCUCCCGAUUGGCAGGCAGCAUGAAGGUUCUGGAUUGACCGGGCCUGGUGUGAAUGCCAGGAGCCGGGUCUUCUGCCUUCUUCUGGUCAACAAAGCAAUGCCUUCAGCUUGCUGCACGUCGGGCUCCAAGCCCUCCAGGUUGCAGCAACUCGCCCUGAACUGGACAAAUGCACCCACAACAGCUUUACGUUUGGGCAUAGCUACCCAAAGAUUCAGCUUUGCCCUAAGAUGAACCCGGCUAAUGAUUAAAUUCUGCUAGGGAUUAUUUUUGCAAAAUGUAGUAGCUCAUAGAAUAAUCUCCCCUGGUGAUCUUCCCUCUCCGGAAAUGUUUAUAGCAUGUGCUAGUUUGGAAACAUUAUUCAGUAAGCCACCAGGAGGCGCUGUGUGCCUACUGCUUAAGCUCAUCCUGGGCUUUGAAAGCAAUAGCAGUCACCAAGAGGUCUAUCUCUCUCUUGCUGUCUGUCUCUCCUUGUCUAUCUCUGUGGACAACUACACAAGGUGCACAGCAAACAUGAAUUCUGCAUGGGCACUGGAGCAUGUACUGAUGUUUCCUGUGGAUGACAUUCAUGUGUAUACAAAGAAUCCCUUAAUUGCUCAUGUGUUUAUUUAUUAAUUUGGAACAUCUGUACCCUGUAAACCUUGGAGAGCUGCUUACGUCAUUUCAAAAGAAUGAAGGAUGGUGCAAACAAUAAGAGCAAUGGAAGGCAGGGUCACAAAAUCAAGAGCGACACUAAAAAUACUGUAGCAAAAACAGAAGGAAUCAAAACCAUAACCUUGUACUUGGAAAGCAAUCCAGGGUGGAUCAUUUGAAAUCAAUAUCAAAGCAGAGCAAGCAUAAAAACAGCCAGGGCAGGCAACCUAAAAGAUUGGCAAAAGGAAAGAUGCUUUGACCUGGCACUUCAGUAUGGCACCAAGCAAACUGCUGCAGGAAGGGAGUUCCAGAGCCAAAGGGCCACCACUAAAAAGGCUCUGUCUCUGGUAAACCCACAUACAUGCACACAUGCCUUCCUCUCAAAGUGGAGGCUCAUGGAGUAGAAUCUGUAUGGCAGUUAUUCCUAAGGGAGCAGGCUGUGCUCAAGGUUCCCAGUUCCCAGACUGCUUUAAAGGUACGAACCAACACUUGGAAUUGUGCCUGGGAAUGAAUUAGCAGCCAGUGUCAUCCUUGCAUCGCUGAUAAGAUAUGUUCCCUAUAAUCUGGACCUUGGUUUUGAAUUUCGAACCCACUGAAGCUGCCGAACAGUCUUCAAAGGCAGCCCCACAAAGAGUACAUUGUAGUAAUCUAAUCUGCAUGUGAUCACAGCAUGGAUAAUUAUUAGUGAACAGAUCAUAGUUUUUCAAACCCACUGCAGUUGGUUAAAGGUGCUUCGUGCUUGAGCAGCCGCCUGCAGACAGAGAUCU
Gekko japonicus is the source of this 2652-nucleotide messenger RNA. RefSeq names its product regulator of G-protein signaling 5-like. Lineage: Eukaryota; Metazoa; Chordata; Lepidosauria; Squamata; Gekkonidae. The transcript is spliced from 7 exons. The record is from RefSeq and is a predicted model, not a curated record. Bases 1 to 687 code for a protein of 228 amino acids.